Molecule: messenger RNA, 843 nt
Organism: Ipomoea triloba (trilobed morning glory)
Lineage: Eukaryota; Viridiplantae; Streptophyta; Magnoliopsida; Solanales; Convolvulaceae
Product: probable serine/threonine-protein kinase roco11
Exons: 1
Coding region: 1-843 (280 amino acids)
Biological process (GO): proteolysis
Molecular function (GO): aspartic-type endopeptidase activity
Source: RefSeq, a predicted model, not a curated record
AUGGGGCACCGUUCCUUUGAGUGUUAUAUGAAUAGGGAAGGAAACCCACAGAGUCAGAAUAGGAACGAAGGCAACAACGGUAACAAGUCAAACUUAAGGAACAAUGGCAACAAUCAGAACAACAACAAUAGGAACAAUGGAAAUAACCAAACUCAGAACAAUAGCAACAGGAUUAACAGUCAAGGAUGCAUCUACGUGAUGAACAGGGUUCAGGCGGAAGCUGGUGACGUGGUUACAGGUAUUUUCUCUGCUAAAUCUACACCUGUGUAUGUCUUAUUUGACUCGGGUGCUACGAAUUCUUUUGUAUCCACCACCUAUGCUAGGAAAGUAGGUUGGGAACCAACCUCUGAAGUAAGAAUAGCUGUAAAGACCCCAACGGGUAGUGUGGUAGCUUGUAGGUAUCUGCAUAAGGAUGUACCUAUAAAAAUAAAUAGCAUAGACUUCCUAGCAAACUUGAUAGAGUUCGAGUUGAAAGACAUUGAUGUAGUGUUGGGGAUGGAUUGGCUGGGCAAAUAUAAAGCCAAGAUAAUAUGUGCUGAGCAGAAGGUGAUACUACGGAGCCUUGAAGGUAAGUAUGUGGCGUACAAAGGAGCUACCAAUCGACCAGGGAUAAAACUUGUUUCAGCUAUGGAAAUCGUGAAGCAUGUGGUGAAUGGCCAAGAAGCCUACCUGUGCAUGGUGAAAGAUCUUAAUGCCCUAGAAGACGCAAUUGAACAAAUACCAAUGGUGAAGGAGUUCCCUGAUGUCUUUCCAGAGGAGAUACCAGGCAUGCCGCCCGAAAGAGAAGUAGAGUUCACCAUUGAUUUGAUGCUAGGGACAACACCUAUCUCUAAGACACCUUAA